Molecule: messenger RNA, 1934 nt
Organism: Rattus rattus (black rat)
Lineage: Eukaryota; Metazoa; Chordata; Mammalia; Rodentia; Muridae
Gene: Slc16a5
Product: solute carrier family 16 member 5
Exons: 4
Coding region: 181-1584 (467 amino acids)
Biological process (GO): transmembrane transport; monocarboxylic acid transport
Molecular function (GO): monocarboxylic acid transmembrane transporter activity
Source: RefSeq, a predicted model, not a curated record
GGUGCCCCUCCUUGAUACUUAGGGCCAGGGCAUAAGGAAGAAGCAGUUUCAAUCACCCAGGCAGAGCGGCAGGUGGGCUGGAGGAGGGCUGGCAGCCUGCCAACCACAGCUGCACUCGCUUUCCUUCCAGCCUGCGGUCACAAAGUAGCAGUAAGGCUGAGGCAAUACCAGGAGCUGAGAAUGCCCCGGGCCCUGGAGCAAGCAGACGGCAGAUGGGCUUGGGUAGUCCUGUUAGCCUCCUUGGUGACCCAGGCCCUCACUGUAGGCUUCCCUUCCUGCAUCGGCGUCUUCUUCACUGAUCUGCAGCGUGACUUCCAGGCCAGCAACAGUGAGACCUCAUGGUUUCCCUCCAUCAUGGGGGCCAUGCUCCAUUGUGGGGGACCUCUGUGCAGCGUCCUGAUCAAACGUUUCGGCUGUCGAGUGACCAUGAUGCUGGGGGGGGUGCUGGCCAGCUUGGGCAUGGUAGCCAGCACCUUCUCAGACUCGCUCAUCCACCUCUUCCUUACGGCAGGACUUAUCACAGGCCUGGGCAUGUGUUUCAGCUUCCAGUCAAGCAUCACAGUAGUGGGCUUAUAUUUUGUCCGCCAGCGGCCGCUAGCCAAUGCACUGGCCUCCAUAGGAAUCUCCAUGGGCGUCACCCUCUGGCCACUGCUGGCCCGAUAUCUUCUGGAAACCCUGAGCUGGAGGGGCGCCUUCCUCAUCUUCGGUGGCAUCUUUCUCCACUGUUGUGUAUGUGGAGCCAUGCUGAGGCCCGUUGCCACCAAUGAGGACCCUGAGCCCAAAGAAGAUCUCCUUCUACCUCCCAAGACACCUACACGCAGCUGCCUGGCGACAUGUGUCUCGACUAUCCAAUACUACCUGGCCUUCGACAUCCUUCGUCACAAUAUGGUCUUCUGCAUAUAUGUCACGGGUGCAACAUGGAUGACCCUGGGUUUUUCACUGCCACAUAUCUUCCUGGUGCCCUACGCUAUGCAUCAUGGGAUGGAAGAAUAUUGGGCAGCCAUGCUCAUGUCCAUUGUCGGCUUCUGCAACAUCUUCCUGCGGCCAGUGGCAGGGAUGCUGGCGGGCAGGAAGAGCUUGGCUGCCUACCGGAAGUACCUGUUUGCCGUGGCGAUCCUCAUCAAUGGGCUCACCAACCUCAUAUGCACAGUGUCAGCCGACUUCCGGGUGCUCCUGGGCUAUUGCCUGGUGUACAGCCUGUCCAUGUGUGGAACCGGAAUCCUCGUCUUCCAGGUUCUAAUGGACAUUGUCCCGAUGGAUCGGUUCCCCAGCGCCCUGGGCCUCUUCACCAUCCUGUGUGGCAUGAGUUCUCUCAUCUCUCCACCAUUGGCUGGAUUGCUGCUGGACACGACCAACAACUUCAACUAUGUUUUCUAUAUGUCGAGCGGCCUCCUCAUCUCAGCCUCCCUUUUCAUGGGUGUGGGCUUCUACGUCGCAGAGAAGAAGAAGCUGAAGCAAGACAGGCAAGCCAAGAUGGAGGAUGCUACCUCAGAGAUUACCUCAAAGCACAGUCUUACCUCAAAAGACAAGGACAGUGCCAGGAAGCAACCAUACCCUGAAAACAUCUAUGUGACCAGUGUCUGAACUCCAGGGAUCACCUAUGACCUGCCUCUGAGCUCUGAAGUCAGUGGGGGGGGGAACCUUCCUUCCAGGAAGUAGAGUGCAGAAGAGGGCCUUCCUGGUCUGAGUCCUGCUUGAAGCAGUCAUGGCUAGCUAGCUACCCUGGGCUGGCUCUUCCCAGUUGUUUCUACAACCCAACACUCUGGGGCUUCUCAUCCAGCCUUCCCACGUCAGCUCUCUUUGCCUUUCAGGCCUCAGACAAUUUUGAAGAACUUGCCUGUCCUCCAAGAACUUACUACUCCUCUUUUCCCAAAUAACCAACCCUGACCCCCUCAGGUCAGGAAGAUUAAGAGUGCUGCUUCAAGAAGCUGAGU